AUGCCUCCGCCUCUACCAUCCUCCCACCGCGGGAUGACCGCGAACCCGCUCAAACCUGUUGGCCGUUACCGUCCUGGAAAAGCAGUCGCAGAGGAGCAUUCAUCAUCCGAGGAGGAAGACGAGGACGAAGAUAUUGAAGAACAAAAACGACAAGAGGCCGAAGCGCAGCGUCGGAGACAGCAAGCUCCAAAGGCAAGCUCUUUCCCGUCUGCGGCCGCCCGCAAAGCCGUCAAGGCUGAAGAAGAAGAUGAAGAGGAAGGAUUUGUGACCGACGAGGAAGAAGAAGAUGAUGAAGCACAAUCAUUACCCAUAGCUGCGCCGUCGGCUCAAGAUUCUCCAUCAGAAGCUAUAACAUCAAAACCAACCACGGCAGCCGCCCCAGAAGAAAGCGAAGAGGAAGAAGAAAGCUCCGAGGAAGAGAGUAGCUCCGAAGACGAAGCGCCUCGGCGCAUGCUUAUACGGCCCACAUUCAUCAAAAAGGACAAAAGAGGAACAGGCGACUCGGAGAAAGCACAAGCCGCAGCCAAAGCCGCAGCCCUCGAGGCAGACGCCGAGGCCCGCCGCCAAGCCCAACGACUAGAAAAAGCCGAUCAGCUAGUCCGUGACCAACUCGAAAAAGAUGCGAUCGCGCGCUCCUCAAAGAACCGAGCCUGGGAUGACGACGAGCUGGAGGCCGACGACGAAGAGGCCAUCGACGACAAAGACGGCGUAGACCCCGAUGCAGAGUACGCUGCGUGGAAGCUGCGAGAACUGAAGCGCGUUAAGCGCGAGCGCGAGGCCAUCGAAGAAGCUGAGAAAGAGCGCGAGGAGAUCGAGCGACGACGCAACCUCACGCAAGAGGAGCGCGAUCGCGAGGAUGCAGAAUUCAUUUCGCAGCAGAAGGAAGACCGAGAGGCUACGCGCGGCCAGACUGGGUUUAUGCAGCGCUACUUUCACAAGGGAGCGUUCUUCCGUGAUGACCAGGAGAAGGAUGGUUUGGAUCAGCGUAAUAUCAUGGGCCGCCGGUUCGUGGAUGAUGUUGCGCGUGAGACUUUGCCUGAGUAUAUGCAGGUCCGCGAUAUGACCAAGUUGGGCAAGAAGGGCCGCACUCGUUAUCGCGAUCUCAAGUCCGAGGAUACUGGUCGGUUCGGUGGAGGGUAUCAAAAUCGCCGUGGUGACAAUGGCCCGCCUAUCGGUAUUACUGAUGAGCGUUACAUGCCUGAUCGCGGGGAUGAUCGGGGCUCUGGACCGACUGGACCGACGGGUGCCAAUGCCAGUUUUGUUCGGCCGAGGCGAAGAUCUAGAUCUCGCUCUCCGCGAAGGGAUCGACGUGAUGACCGUGAUGAGCGAAGUCGUUCGAGGGAACGGCGGAAACGCAGCCCAUCUCCGUAUGAAGAUCGGGACAAGCGCCGACGAGUUGAUAGCACUUCAUGA
Molecule: messenger RNA, 1413 nt
Organism: Penicillium verhagenii
Lineage: Eukaryota; Fungi; Ascomycota; Eurotiomycetes; Eurotiales; Aspergillaceae
Product: microfibrillar-associated 1 family protein
Exons: 1
Coding region: 1-1413 (470 amino acids)
Biological process (GO): mRNA splicing, via spliceosome
Cellular component (GO): U2-type spliceosomal complex
Molecular function (GO): RNA binding
Source: RefSeq, a predicted model, not a curated record